UGACAUUGUCUGUGAAGAUAUUGCAGGCUUUCGAGCGAAAAUGUCACAAGACAGAAAUGCACUGUGCUGUUUAAUUUUACGGGAACAUUUUGGGGAAUUAGUCUCGAAGGUUGCUAAAGUUUUACUCAAGAAAGGGCCAUGUAUACUUAGAUAUAUAUUAGCGGAAUCUGGACUUGAAUUGAAACAGGUAAAGAAACUCCUCUGUCUUCUAAUACAACACAACAUUGUCACAUUUCACUUAAACAAGAAAGGAUUGACAGAGUACACUAUAGAUUGUGAUGUUAUUCAAUGGCGUAUUCGCUUCCCUCGCUACAUUUACUGUGCAAAGACUCUGUAUGGAGAUGCAGCAGAACUUCUGGUGGAGGACCUUCUAAAUAAGGGGCAGUGUCUGAUGAGUGAGACCAUCAUUACUAUUACAGACAAACUCAACGAAGCCCUAGAUGCCUCAGGACAUCCCUAAGAUAAAAGCUGGGCUUGUGAAGGAGAAAUUUGAAAAUUUAGCAAAAACACAUUUCAUUCAGCGCUGUCCGAAUUGUAUAGACAAAGAAGACACAGAUGUUGUGGCUGCUGCUGCUGCUGGACAAGCACCUGAUGAGGAGGAGCUCUAUAUCAUUCCAAAUAUGGAUAUUGAUGGAGAAGUCAGCAGAAAGAGGAAAGCGAUCCACAGAAGGGGAGGGAACUCCAGCCAAAAGGAGCAGGACAGAGUCACAGGAGGAUACAGAGCUCCCAAAAGAUGAUGGUAUUUACUGGAAAGUGAAUUUUGACCGGUUCCACCAACAUUUCCGAGACCAGGUCUUGGUAGCUUCUGCUGCUAGCAAAAUAGACAAGAAAGCAGGGGAAGUGCUGCGGACAUUUCUGAGACUGAGUGAGACAAAAUUUUCAUCAGGUGCUACCACCUCAUGUGCAAUAAGUGUGAAUGAGGUGUUCCGUGCCUUGCCCAAGGAGCUGUUCCUAACUAGACAUGUGUUGGAGAUGUACAUGACAAUGUUGUGUGAUGAUAUGAAUGGAAUGUUCACAAAGGUGGAUGAGAUGUCUGGUGGUUUGUAUGUUGUUAAUUUCUACAAAGGUUUGCAAGAGAUUGCGAAGGCCCACUUAGAGUCUGUAGUACAGGAACGAUUUGGCUCCAAGUGCUUAAGGAUCUUCAGAGUUUUGUUGUUGAAGCAACACUCAAAGCAAAAACAGAUUGAGGAUUAUGCUAUGAUAUCUGCCAAGGAAGCUAAGGAAUUGCUGUAUAACAUGUUUUCUGAAAAUUUCAUCACUCUAACAGAAGUGUCCAAAACUCCUGACCAUGCUCCCUCCCGCACAUUCUACCUCUUCAAUGUUGACGUUCCCAAGGUAGCCAGGAUUGUGGAGCAGAGAUGUUACAAGGCUGUGAAGAAUGCAAUGGUACGACGCGAGACAGAAGUGGCUGAGAACAAGAGAGUUCUAGACAAGAAGGAGAGAGUAGACGCCAUUGUUGUGACACUGACUGAUCCAGAACAGAAGGAGGAGAUUGAGCAGACUAUCAGUCCUCCGGAACAGGAGCAGAUACUUAAAGUCAAGCACACAGUACGAAUGUUAGACCAAUGUGAGAGCCAGCUAGACGACACACUCUUCGUUCUCCAGUCCUAUCUACAGGCAUCUAUACAACACAACCUGGAGAAUGUAGCUGUUAAAAAGAAACGCUGACAAAAAUAAAUAUCUUACUUAUGUUAUA
Pecten maximus is the source of this 1696-nucleotide messenger RNA. Its product is annotated as DNA-directed RNA polymerase III subunit RPC3-like. The record is from RefSeq and is a predicted model, not a curated record. Gene Ontology annotation, cellular component: RNA polymerase III complex. Lineage: Eukaryota; Metazoa; Mollusca; Bivalvia; Pectinida; Pectinidae. The coding region runs from base 556 to 1668 and encodes 370 amino acids. Gene Ontology annotation, biological process: DNA-templated transcription. Gene Ontology annotation, molecular function: single-stranded DNA binding. The transcript has 15 exons.